AAGAUCCGAGUGAAGGUCGCCAUUGAGAACCAACCUUGCGUGAUGGAAGUCGACUCGGGGUCGUCCCUCUCAAUGGUUUCCUGGAAAACUUUCAAGCAACUAAUCCCGGCCAUCCGUCGUCAGGACCUCAGCCCCCAAAGGAUCAUACUCAAGGAUUACCAGGGCAACAGAAUCCCGGUCGUCGGUUCCAGCCAAGUACAAGUCUCCUUCAAGAAUCGUAUCGCAUCACUACCGCUAACUGUCGUCGAUCGUGACCAGCCUAGCUUAUUAGGCCUACAAUUGUUCGCCCCGCUCGGGAUCGAGGUAGCCGGCGUCCACCGAGCUGAGAGCAACGACUGGGAGGAGUCUCUCGUCCAAGAAUUCCAGGACGUUUUUUCAGACGAACUAGGCAAGUACAAGGGGACCCCAAUAUUGUUUAACCUCAACCCUGAAGUAGCUCCCAUCCGCCUUAAGCCUCGUCGGGUGCCUUUUGCACUAAAACCAAAGAUCGACGAGCAACUCGAUAAAUUAAUAGCCCAGGGCGUUUUAGAACCAACCGACCACGCCCGUUGGGAAACCCCAAUUGUAACACCCAUUAAACCAGAUGGAUUGUUAAGGAUUUGUGGGGAUUAUCGGGCCACUUUGAACCACGCACUUCAGCAAAGUGCUUACCCGGUACCGGUGGUUCAACACCUUCUCCACUCCCUGGGUGGUGGGAAGAUAUUCGCUAAAUUGGAUUUGGCACAAGUGUACCAACAGUUGCCCGUUGAUGCGGAAACUGCGGAAGCGCAAACUAUCGUUACGCAUAGAGGUGCUUUUAAGUGCAAUAGACUCCAAUUCGGAGUGAGCGUAGCUCCGGGAAUCUUUCAAAGUUUAAUGGAGAGACUCUUACAAGGCAUAAAAGGGAUCGUACCAUAUUUUGAUGAUGUUUUAAUCGCCGCCCCUAAUAGAGAUAUCUUAGAAAAGCAUCUCAGAAUGGUUCUAAAGAAAUUUAAAGACGCCGGCCUGAAGGUUAAAAAAAAUAAAUGUCAACUGUGUACUGAGAGGGUGGAGUUCCUGGGAUACCUUCUCGAUAGUCAAGGAAUCCAUCCCACUGAUAACAAGCUAAAAGCGAUUAAAAACGCCCCAACGCCCAAAAAUAGAACAGACCUCCAAGCCUUUCUGGGGCUCAUUAACUUCUACAACAUUUUCUUGCCCCAGAAGGCGACUGUAGCGGAGCCCUUACACAGACUUCUUGAUAAAAGUGCUACCUGGGUCUGGGGACUUCGAGAGGAACGCGCCUUCCAACAAGUGAAAGACUUGCUAACCUCCGACGCUGUUUUGAUGCAGUACAACGAGACUUUACCUUUAACUAUUACUUGCGACACUUCACCGUUUGGAGUGGGAGCAAUCUUAAGCCAUGUACUACCAAACGGAAAUGAAGCACCUAUUGCGUUCUUCUCACGAACAUUGUCAAAGGCCGAAAGGAACUAUAGCCAACUCGAUAAAGAGGUCCUUGCUGUUGUGUCUGCUGUGAAGCGCUUUCACGAAUACGUGUAUGGACGAGCAUUUACGAUAGUCACAGAUCACAAACCAUUGCUUGGUAUUAUAGCGGGAGACAAGCCAACCCCCUAUAUAUUAUCGCCAAGAAUGACUCGUUGGUCUGAGUUCCUAGCUGCCUACAAUUAUUUGUUGCAACAUCGCCCGGGGAAAGCCAUUUCAAACGCUGAUGCGUUGAGUCAUUCUCCACUUCCGGAAGCCAUCGACGACCCAGCUCCAACCCUCACGACGCUCCAAAUCGAAACGCUGCACUCGCCGCCACUAACAGCGAGAGACAUCGCCAUCGAGACAAAACGGGAUCCUGUCCUGGCGCGAGUCCUCAGCUGGGUUGAACGAGGAUGGCCAGCCGACCAAAUCCACGACAAUUUCGCACCGUUCAAGAAUCGGCAGACAGAGCUUUUCUCCCAGAGAGGUUGCGUUCUCUGGGGGGAUAGAGUAGUCGUCCCAGAGAGACUACAACAGACUGUGUUAAAAGUAUUACACGAGGGACAUCCGGGCAUCGUCCGCAUGAAGGCGCUCGCACGAAGCUACGUGUGGUGGCCAGGCAUCGAUAAGCAGAUUGCAGCCUGGCUAGGCGACUUGGUGUUUGCUAAAAACUUUUCUGGCAACCCAUUAUGGGUCCCUGCAACUAUUACCCAACCCACCGGCCCCAGAUCCUACCGCCUACAGACUAAUGAUGGGAGAGCAUGGAAACGCCAUAUAGAUCAACUU
Molecule: messenger RNA, 2229 nt
Organism: Notechis scutatus (mainland tiger snake)
Lineage: Eukaryota; Metazoa; Chordata; Lepidosauria; Squamata; Elapidae
Source: RefSeq, a predicted model, not a curated record